This is a messenger RNA of Xenopus laevis (African clawed frog), 4027 nucleotides long. RefSeq names its product cytochrome P450 family 1 subfamily B member 1 S homeolog (gene cyp1b1.S). The coding region runs from base 1062 to 2723 and encodes 553 amino acids. The transcript is spliced from 3 exons. Gene Ontology annotation, molecular function: iron ion binding; steroid 17-alpha-monooxygenase activity; heme binding. Lineage: Eukaryota; Metazoa; Chordata; Amphibia; Anura; Pipidae. The record is from RefSeq and is a predicted model, not a curated record. Gene Ontology annotation, biological process: progesterone metabolic process; hormone biosynthetic process.
AGUGUCCCUCUAUUGCAGUGUGUGUGUGUGUCACGGUAUCGAUUGCAGGAAUGUGAUUAGAAUAAAGAAUCAGAGGCCGCGCGCAAAGAACUUACAAACGCGCACAGAACGCCCCGCUCUGAUUCCUCUGGUCACAGAGUUACAGUGAAACACACACGUGACCCUAUAAUAUGUCUCAGUAAGUGGAGUCGCACAGGCACGAGAAGAGCUUGCAAUAUAACAGCCAGUGACUUGCUAAUUCCCCCUGCCCUUCCUCUCCUACCUUGAAUAAUUCAUUAAGUACUGAGAGUCCCAUGUCUAUAGAUCCAUUAACCCAUUACACACAUCCUGGGACUGUCAGGUAAGCGCUUCUAUGUGCAGCUCUUGGAGAACGGAGCCAAUAAUGGAGAGUGCAGACUCCCGGCUCAUGUCACUUGAUACUCAGUAAGAGGAAAGAGAAGAGAGCCCCCAGCUGAGCGCAGAGCAGGAGCAAGUGAUGCAAAGGCGAGUGUGCGGUUAUGUGCCAGAGCGCACAGGCCAAUAGGGAACAAGGGGGCGGAGACCAGUGAGUGACUGUCAGCUGGGGAGGGACUGCUCUUAUCCAAGUGGCAGCUCAUAUAAAGCACAAUUCCCACUACUGAGCACACAUGCCAAGUGACUUGGAUAUGGGAAUGUGCACUGCAAGGCUGGGACAUAGUGGAAAGAAGCCACCCUAACACUGAAGGCUGAAAUAGAAGCACCCAUCCAACUUUAAUCAUCCUAGCACCCCUCUCACCAGACCUAAGAAGCCCAGUGGCACCCCUUCCUACAGUAAAUAUUCUGCCCACUGAGAGUACCAGCCCUGGGAGCUGAAGGUACCCUGGCUUCAUCUGUGGGAUCAGCUUAUUGGAAGUAUCACCUGAACCUUGGGAGGAACACACAGUAUUCGCCUGAUCUACAGAUAUCCCAGUGCUUGAUGUGCUUCCCCUGUGCCUCAGCUUGAGUGAAAGGAUUCUAGUGCCCACAUCACCCAGUCCAUGCCUCCUGCACUGUCUGAAGCCCUCACAUCCAAGGGAACCUAAACCCAACAGCAGAAGCUCAUCAUGCUUUGGAAGACAUAUGAGGACCUUGGCCAGUCCUCUGCACCCAAACUCUUGCUCUCAUUCCUCUGUGCCUUGGCUACUUUGCACAUCUUGAAGUGGAUCCAUGAAUGGAUAAUCCCUAGAUGGAGUGGAUCCUCUCAGCCCCCUGGUCCCUUCCCCUGGCCAGUAAUUGGCAAUGCCUUGCAGAUAGGUGGCUACCCUCACCUGGCCUUCAUAGAUUUAGCCAAUCGCUUUGGCAAUGUGUUUCAGAUCAAACUGGGAAGCCAGAAGGUGGUGGUGCUGAAUGGAGACUUGGUCAUCCGCCAUGCCCUGCUGCACAAGGGGGCAGAUUUUGCUGGGCGCCCAAAAUUUACCUCCUUCAAAUUUGUGUCAGGGGGACGCAGUCUUACUUUUGGGUGCUAUAAUGAAAGAUGGAAAGCCCACCGCAAAUUGGCACACUCUACUCUGCGAACUUUCUCCACUGGGAACCCUCAGACCAAGCGCUGUUUGGCAGAGAAUGUGUUGAACGAGGCGCAGGACCUCAUUGCUCUUUUCAGUGAGCUGGGGGAAGGGGGCAAGUACUUUUACCCUGAGAGACACAUUGCUGUGGCUGUGGCCAAUGUGAUGAGUGCAGUGUGUUUUGGAAAGCGCUACCAACAUGGGGACCUUGAGUUUCAGUCUUUACUGAGCAACAAUGACAAGUUCACAAGGAGUGUGGGGGCUGGCAGCUUGGUGGAUGUGAUGCCCUGGCUCCAGUGCUUCCCCAAUCCGGUCAGAAGUGUCUUCAAGAGUUUCCAGCAGGUCAACUAUGAGUUCUACAACUUUGUCUAUACCAAGUUUUUGUUGCAUCGAAGCACAGUGACUAAUACAGUCACCAGAGACAUGAUGGAUGCAUUCAUCCACAUCCUUAUUACCAAGGACCAGCAGUGUAAGACCAAUGCAGAUGAUGAUGCUGAUGGAGGAGAAGAUGAAGCAAAGAAUGGGCAACACUCCUUUCACUUGCUGGAGGCAGAUCAUGUGCCAUCCAUAGUCACUGAUAUAUUUGGUGCCAGUCAAGACACUCUGUCCACAGCUCUACAGUGGGUCAUAUUCUACCUGAUCAGAUACCCAGAAAUUCAAAGUAAGAUUCGAGAUGAACUGGACAGGAUUAUUGGUAAAGAUCGCUUGCCAUGUAUAGAAGACCAACCAAACCUACCCUACUUAAUGGCAUUCCUUUAUGAAUUAAUGCGAUUUAGCAGCUUUGUUCCUGUCACCAUUCCCCACGCGACCACAAAGGAUACAAAUAUCAUGGGUUACCAGAUUCCAAAAGACACUGUGGUAUUUGUCAAUCAGUGGUCCGUCAAUCACGACCCACAGAAAUGGUCCAAGCCAGGAGAAUUUAACCCUUCCCGAUUCCUAGAUGACAAUGGAUUCCUUAACAAAGACCUGGUGAGCAACGUCAUGAUCUUCUCAAUUGGCAAACGAAGAUGCAUUGGCGAGGAGCUGUCAAAGAUACAGUUAUUUAUGUUCACCUCAAUCUUAUUGCAUCAGUGUAUAUUCACAGCCAGCCCUGCGGAUGAUCUGAAUCAGAAGGGUCACUAUGGACUGAGCAUUAGGCCCAAAACUUUCAGAAUGAACAUGACCCUCCGAAACGGCAGCAUGGACUUGCUGAAUAAUAGUGUGCGACGUGGGACAGACGACUGACGAAUUGAAGAACAACUGCCAUUGAGACUGCAUUAUCAUUCUCAUUUCUUGCCAUUUUUUUUUUUAUUUCAAAUGUAUUUAUUAGUUUUGAAAACUUUUUAAAACCACGAUGAACUUGUUUUCAUUCAUUGCUGAUGCACUGAUACAGAAAUCCAAGCCUGGGUGCGAGUUCAAUAUAGAACAUAUUUGCCAUUUGCUUAAAGGAUAAGUAAACCUUAAAAAUAAGUCAAUGUAAAAUUGAUGAGAGUGCUAUUCUAAGCACUUUUGCAAUGUACAUUUAUUAUUUAUUCUUUUUAAAUUCCAAGAUAUUAAGGGAUACAUGUACUGUAGUGAUGGGCGAAUGAGUCCCGUUUUGUUUCACCACGAAAUUCGCAAAUUUGUUGGGUGAAAAAUUUGUGAAACUCGAGUUAUGACACCAGCGACAAUUAGUCUGUGUCAAAAUGGAUGCCAGCGACAUCUGACGCACAUUGAAGUCAAUGGGUGUCCGUUUAAUUUUCGCCAGCGUCAAAAAUCUUUUUUUUCGUGGCAAAUUCAGGAAUUUAUUCGCCAAAACUGCCAAAUUCAUGCCUGGCGAAUAAAUUCGCCCAUCACUAAUGUACUGUUAAUAUGAAUGAAUUUUGUUACAACAGCGCCACUUGCUGGUCAUUUUCCCACCAGUCUGACCACCAAGUAGUCAAGGAAGUUGUCAGGAGAAAGAAAGAGGCUGCUCUGAUGUUCAUCUGCUUAGGAAAAAAAUUAGAAACCUUUCUCAAAUCUUUCCUAAGCAGAAGUCCGCAGCUGGCCUUAUCACUUGUAUGGGGUGUGUAUAUGGAAUGGAUACACCGAAUCCAGGAUUCGGUUCGGGAUUCGGCCAGGAUUCAGCCUUUUUCAGCAGGUUUCGGCCGAAUCCUUCUGCCUGGCCGAACCGAAUCCUAAUUUGCAUAUGCAAAUUACGGGCGGGGAGGGAAAUCACGUGACUUUUUGCCACAAAACAAGGAAGUAAUAAAGGUUUUGCUCUUCCCACCCCUAAUUUGCAUAUGCAAAGUUGGUUUCGGUUUGGUAUUUGGCCGAAUCUUUUGGGAAGUAUUCGGGGGUUCGGCCGAAUCCUAAAUAGUGGUUUCGGUGCAUCCCUAGUGUAUGGUAUGUGUGCAUUAAUUGCGCUCUUUUCAGUGUGCCGCACAUGCACAUCUCUAGGUUUUGUUCAACUUAAUGCAACAAUAGUGCAUCAUAAGGAAGCAUGUUAUGUUAUAAUGUUCUAUAGUUCGGCAGGCAGCAGUAUAAUAUGCCUUUAGCUUAGGAGGAACCAGAUAAACAAGAUUUAUAAU